AACGGCCGCCAAACGCUCGCUGUAAAAUGGCUCCUUCGCCCCGCCGCGCGGGCGAGUUGUUCAACGGGCGUUCGCAAACUGACGCCGGGCUUGUGCCUCCCUGCUGGGGCCCGGAGCCAUUGAAACUCGCCGUCACCUGGAAUGAAAUAUCAGCAUGGAUAAAAAUGAGCUGGUGCAGAAGGCCAAACUGGCUGAGCAGGCUGAAAGAUAUGAUGACAUGGCAAGUUGCAUGAAAUCUGUGACUGAGCAAGGAGCUGAGUUGUCCAACGAAGAGAGGAAUCUUCUCUCUGUUGCCUAUAAAAAUGUUGUAGGAGCCCGUAGGUCAUCUUGGAGAGUCGUCUCAAGUAUCGAACAAAAGACGGAAGGCGCUGAGAAAAAACAGCAGAUGGCUCGAGAAUACAGAGAGAAAAUUGAGACCGAGCUAAGAGACAUCUGCAAUGAUGUGCUGUCUCUGUUGGAAAAGUUCUUGAUCCCUAAUGCUUCGCAAGCAGAAAGCAAAGUUUUCUAUUUGAAAAUGAAAGGAGACUACUACCGUUACUUGGCUGAGGUUGCUGCUGGAGAUGACAAGAAAGGGAUAGUGGAGCAAUCACAACAGGCAUAUCAAGAAGCUUUUGAAAUCAGUAAAAAGGAGAUGCAACCAACACAUCCCAUCAGAUUAGGCCUGGCUCUGAACUUCUCUGUGUUCUAUUACGAGAUUCUCAAUUCCCCGGAGAAAGCCUGUUCCCUUGCGAAAACGGCUUUUGAUGAAGCAAUUGCUGAACUUGAUACAUUAAGUGAAGAGUCAUACAAAGACAGCACGCUAAUAAUGCAGUUACUGAGAGACAACUUGACAUUGUGGACAUCGGAUACCCAGGGAGAUGAAGCCGAAGCAGGAGAAGGAGGGGAGAAUUAACCAGCCUUCCAACUUCUAUCUGCCUCAUUCUGAAAUUUAAACAGUAGACCAUUUGUCAUCCA
Passer domesticus (house sparrow) is the source of this 954-nucleotide messenger RNA. It is a transcript of the gene YWHAZ, whose product is annotated as tyrosine 3-monooxygenase/tryptophan 5-monooxygenase activation protein zeta. Gene Ontology annotation, cellular component: cytoplasm. The coding region runs from base 155 to 892 and encodes 245 amino acids. Gene Ontology annotation, biological process: intracellular protein localization; signal transduction. The transcript is spliced from 6 exons. NCBI's taxonomy places the organism in Eukaryota, Metazoa, Chordata, Aves, Passeriformes, Passeridae. The record is from RefSeq and is a predicted model, not a curated record.